This is a messenger RNA of Anarrhichthys ocellatus (wolf-eel), 6006 nucleotides long. RefSeq names its product SLIT-ROBO Rho GTPase-activating protein 3-like. The coding region runs from base 455 to 3793 and encodes 1112 amino acids. Lineage: Eukaryota; Metazoa; Chordata; Actinopteri; Perciformes; Anarhichadidae. The transcript has 22 exons. The record is from RefSeq and is a predicted model, not a curated record. Gene Ontology annotation, molecular function: protein binding. Gene Ontology annotation, biological process: signal transduction.
UGCAGCAGCAGCAGCAGCAACAUUGAACUUGCAGAUAGAGGGAGAGAAGAAAAAAAAGAAGCAGACUGAACAGACUGCAGAAGGAGCUCAGUGCUGUUACCGCCGAGGCUGCCGUAGCUGUUUCUCUCAGCUCUCACUCCAGGCUUUACGAAAUGUACAUCAGACGUGGAUUGUUUCCCGAUUUACUGAAGAGGUUCUGGUGAAAAGGAGUGGUCAGGGACGGAGAUCAUGAUGCACUUAUAGGUUCGACGUCGCCUUGAACGCAGCAGCGCAGCAGCAUCGCCACAGAGCCUCAACGUGCGGUUGAUUUCCGAAGUUUGUGUCUAGCGGGCGGAUGAUUCUCAUCUGAUUGCUCAACUAUCUGGAGAGGACUGCAGACGGGCAAACGCUGCAUUGUGGCAACCGAAGACGCCGAUUCCUGCCCGAGGAUUGCGCAAUCCGCUCUCCCCCAAAAAUGUCAUCUCAUGCGAAAGUCAAGAAGGACAAAGAGAUUAUUGCCGAGUAUGAGACACAAGUGAAAGAGAUCCGUAACCAGCUGGUGGAGCAGUUCCGUUGUCUGGAGCAGCAGUCUGAGUCCCGGCUGCAGCUGCUGCAGGACCUGCAGGACUUCUUCCGUCGCAAGGCCGAGCUCCAGCUAGAGUACUCCAGAGGCCUGGACAAACUGGCCGAGCGCUACUCUGCUAAGAUCCGUACUUCAAGAGAGCACCAUCACUUCAAAAAGGACCAGAAUCUCCUAUCCACUGUUAACUGCUGGUAUUUGGUCUUGGACCAGACCAGGCGGGAGAGCAGAGACCACGCCACUCUCAGCGACAUCUACAACAACAACGUCAUUGUCCGUCUGGCACACGUGGGCGAGGAUGUCAUCAGACUCUUCAAAAAGAGCAAAGACAUCGGGGUGCAGAUGCACGAGGAGUUGGUGAAAGUCACCAAUGAGCUCUACACCGUGAUGAAGACCUACCACAUGUACCAUACUGAGAGUCUCAGUGCUGAGAGCAAGCUGAAGGAGGCAGAGAAACAGGAAGAGAAGCACAUUGGCAAGGCCAAUGACACUGGUUCUCAUCUGCUGCGGUAUGGUCAUGAUGAACGUUCACAGCGACGGAGCUCCGUCAAGAAGAUGGAGAAGAUGAAGGAGAAGAGACAAGCCAAGUACUCUGAAAACAAGCUGAAAUGCACAAAGGCCCGGAACGACUAUCUUCUCAAUCUGGCAGCUUCCAAUGCCCUGGUGGCCAAAUACUACAUCCAUGAUGUCUCAGACUUGAUAGAUUGUUGCGACUUAGGUUUCCAUGCAAGCCUGGCACGCACUUUGAGAACCUACCUGUCUGCAGAGUAUAGUCUGGAGACUUCUCGCCACGAAGGUUUGGACUUGCUGGAGGGAGCAGUAGAUGCCACGGACACCAGAGGAGACAAGCUGAAGUUCAUGGACGCACACAGCCAUUUCUUCUGUCCUCCAGCACGCUUUGACUGUCAGCCACACAUGGGGGAUGAGGUGUGUCAGGUGAGUGCACAGCAGCCUGUCCAGACAGAGCUCCUGAUGCGCUACCACCAGCUGCAGUCUCGCCUAGCCACGCUGAGGAUAGAAAAUGAAGAGGUGAGGAAGACUCUUGACGCCACCAUGCAGACCCUUCAGGACAUGCUCACCGUGGAGGACUUCGAUGUUUCGGAGGCCUUCCAGCACAGCCAAUCCACAGAGUCGGUCAAAUCGGCUUCCUCUGACUCCUACAUGAGCAAGGCAAACAUUGUGAAGAGACGAGCCAAUCAGCACGAGACUGAGGGCUUCUACUUCACUAAAUACAAGGAGUACUUGAAUGGCAGCAAUCUCAUUAUCAAACUGCAGGCCAAGCAUGACCUUCUGAAGCAGACACUGGGAGAAGGGGAGAGGGCUGAAUACGGAACAACAAGGCCCCCCACUCUUCCCCCUAAACCCCAGAGAAUGCGGAAGUCUAGACCUCGCUCCGUUUUUAACCGUAAGCUGUUUAACGGCAAUAUGGAGGCCUUCAUUCAGGACUCAGGGCAGCCUAUACCAGUGGUGGUUGAGAGCUGCGUUCGAUACAUCAACCUGUAUGGUCUUCAGCAGCAAGGUAUAUUUCGAGUUCCAGGCUCCCAUGUCGAAGUCAACGAUAUUAAAAAUGCGUUUGAAAGAGGAGAGGAUCCACUGGUGGAUGAUCAGGACGAUCAUGACAUCAACUCUGUGGCAGGCGUUCUUAAGCUCUACUUCAGGGGGCUGGAAAACCCGCUGUUCCCUAAAGAGCGUUUCCUCGACCUCAUAUCCACAACCAAGCUUGAUUUAGGCGCAGAAAGGGCUCAUCACCUUCAGCAGAUAGUUGUGACUCUCCAGCGGUCCGUGAUCAUCGUCAUGAGAUACCUGUUUGCAUUUCUAAAUCAUGUUUCUCAGUACAGUGAUGAGAACAUGAUGGACCCCUACAACCUGGCUAUUUGCUUUGGCCCCACAUUGAUGCCAAUACCAGAUGAUCAGGACCCUGUGUCCUGCCAGGCGCAUGUUAACGACAUCAUUAAGACCGUUAUCAUCCACCAUGAGGUCAUCUUCCCGGCCCAGCGUGAGUUGGACGGACCUGUGUAUGAAAAGUGCAUGGCUGGUGGGGAAGAGUACUGUGAAAGCCCCCACAGUGAGCCAGGAACUCUUGACGAGGUAGACAAUGGCACCGGACCCAACACUAGCGAUGAAGAGUUGGAGCAGAUCGAGGCCAUUGCAAAGUUUGACUACGUGGGCCGAACUCCGAGAGAGCUUUCCUUCAAGAAGGGAGCCUCUCUGUUGCUCUACCUGCGAGCCUCUGAGGACUGGUGGGAGGGCCGACAUAACGGUGUGGAUGGGCUGAUUCCACAUCAGUACAUUGUGGUACAAGACAUGGAUGAUGCAUUCUCGGAUAGCGUUCAGAGGACUGAUAGUGCGGCCAGCAGUGGACCCCACCACGAUGAAAGAGCCUUGUCCAGAAAUGACCGCCGAUCUCCUCCAAGUGAACACACACCUGAGCGCCAAUUUGGAGCAGCACUGGGAAGGGUGAGGGUGCGAUCAGAUGGAGCUGCAGGUCCGCGCCACAGGAACGGCGCUGACGGUCACAGCCCCACCAGAGCUGCAGACCAGCCCCCUAGGGUUAUGCCUCGGCCCUGCAGCCCACACAAAAUAGCAGUUCACAGGGGCCCAACAGACAGUCCGGAGAAACGACGUCUCGCCGCAUUUGGCAGUGCUGGCUGCAUCAACCACUCCGACAGAAGGGCCUUCGUGGACAGCCAUUCUCAACGAUCUUCACACAGCACCACUCGGCACGCGAGCUUAGGAGAUCACAAAACUCUUGAGGCUGAAGCACUUAAUGAGGACAUUGAGAAAACGAUGAAUACAGCUCUCCAUGAGUUGCGUGAGUUGGAGCGACAGAAUGUAGCCAAACAAACCCCCGAUGUUGUUUUGGACACAUUGGAGCCCCUGAAACACGCUGGUGGAGCCCAGGAUCCGCCUGGCAGCCCUCUCCACACCAUGGUAAUCAGGGAUCUAGAUGCAGCCCAGCGACGUAGCAGCAGCACCUCCUCCGAGACCAUGAGCACUUUUAAACCUGCUAUAUCAGCACGUAGACCGAGUGCACCUCUAAGGCCCCCGCCUGUCAGACCUGUGCGGCCUGCGCCUGUGAUUGGACAGGGCCAGGGACCACACCGCUCCAGCAGCUCCAGUUCCUCUGGUCUGGGCAGCCCAGGCAUCACACCCACUGACAGGGUCUUUCCCAAACCCCCCUCCCCAUCACCAUCCACCUCCUCCUCAUCCUCAGACAAACUAGGUAACAUGUAGCUCCAGUCAGUCGCAAGUCAAGUGGUGGAAGAACACUGUGGAUACCAAGUGAUUGUGAUUACCAUCAUGCCCCUGUACCUCUUUUUGACCGCAAAAGAAACAUUGACACCUGGUCUGUAUAUUCUUCUGAAGUGUAGGAUGGCUACUUCUGGUUUCUGACAACUGUGCUCCCACGCAUUAACUUGUGUAUAUGUACUGCAUUACAAUAUUACACAGAAAUAGGAUAUAAAUCUACUAGAAUAAUUGUAUAGAAUGCUACCGUGCUAAACAGCCGUGCUGGAUAAAAAAGGGAUGCACUGGAAAAUGCUUCUGUUUACUGAAAUCUGACAAUGAAAAUCUCAUGUUAUGAGGUUACAAAAAUGCUGUUGAGCUUGGAUUGUGUGUCUGGUUUUAUGUUCCAUUAUGAGGGAACACUUAUGGUAAUAUUACACCACUAAUUAUCUAGACAUCCAGUCUGUGCUGCUGGUUGAUGUAGUCUAUUAAAACUAAAAAAAACUCCUUAAGCACCAUUUUCCUUAGAGAGCCUGUCACACAAUGCAGCCAAUAUAUACCAACCAGCAAGUAUGGUUUCAAGCAACUGGCAGAUACGGUGGCUGUGUCUGAAAUCACUCUCUCUUUACUAUGUCGAGCACUAUAUUAACUCACCGCCAUUUUAUUUCAGUGUAUGAAUUCUGCGUGGGAAAUUAACUUCUAGUGUAUGGUGGCCUUAAAAAAAUCGACUAUUGGAAUGAAAGAAAUUUGUGUGCAUGGCAUGUUAAGUCUUUUCUGCCAACAAUCCCACAAUGCAAUACAUCACUUUUUACAGAUGCAAAAGUUUGAGUUUUACAUUACACCCGUUAGUGAUAACGCAAACUGUUGCUAAUUCAUAAGUGUUUGACAUAUUUAGUGUUCAUUACAUAGUAAACUGUUCUGUUUCAUUGGGAGGUGUGAGCGAGGAUGAUUUUAGACACAGCCAUGGAUGAUUAGUAAAACCAGGGUAGAAGUGGGUUAAGUUGUUCUUCUAAUGGCCGGUAGAUGCUCACUCCAAGGAAAUUACACUCCACGCAAAUCCAACCUGAGGAUACUAAAGGAGGACGACGACAGUCUAAAAGCAACUUUUAGACAACACCAACUGUCACUGGGAUUGAUUUUUUUCUACAAUUUUUUUUUUUUUUUUUUUUUUUGCAGAAUAGGCAUCACUAGCCAACAGCCUGGGUGCGAGCCUGGUUAACUGGUUGCAGUCGGCAACAACCUGACACUCUGCUUCUCUUUGUUGCAUUUUCUCAGCAGUGGACCAGGACUGGUACAAACUCUUUGUGACUCUGAUAUUUGAUAAUAUUUGCUGCAUGCAAGCUGUUCCAAAAUGUACUUUUUAGGAAACAAAAAUGAAACUUAUUUCAGCCAAAACUAUAUUUUUCAUUUAUCUCCGAACAGCUCAGUGGAUGACAGAUGUAAAUCAGGCUGCAGGGCCACACAGUUACACAGAGAACAUUAACAUCUAUUGUGGACUUCAUAGACAUGCCACCCUUAUAACUAAUACACAGAAAGAAAGAAUACAAUCGGCAAAAUGUUCUUGUAAAAUAUAGUAAUCUCUCUAUAUACAAAUUUUAGAUGUUACCUUAAUAAACAAGUGACAUGUUCUCCUACAAUUCAAGUAAAUAAUGCACUUAAACACACGACGGGGAACUGUGCUGCAUUUGUAGGUUCUGUUUGUUAAUUUUGAUGACGUACUAGAAACAUGACGUAGCACAUCGGUGUCAUUGAAGCUUACAUAAUGUCUAGAUUGCAUUGGUCAGUUCAGGCUGUGUGGGUGUUUAGAUGAAUUUGUUUACCGUUGAUGUUUUUCAUCCGUCUUAAAAGGAUAAUCAAUACUAUAUAUCUUAAAGUGUAAAAGGUACUUUGGAUCGAAUAUAUACAUACUGUUAAAGGAUACUUGUAUAAAUAUCAUUGUAUGAUAGGAACAGGAUAUAUUAUCAUGUCUAGUCUGUAGAUUUUUGUUACUCUUAUCCUCGCACAAACAUUAACAAAACAAUAAAUCAGUGAAACCUCACAGAAACUUCUUGUGUUAUUGUCUUGUGACGUUCAAUAAAAAGGGUUUCAUGGAGGUGACUGCAGAUUAACAGUGGCCAGUGAUAGUUAUGGUAGUGCACCAUAUUCAUAUCCAUAGUCCUUGUUAUACUGACAAUCUGUGGUGAAAAUUUGCAUGAACAGCACAACUCAUUCAUACAUGCACU